Amorphotheca resinae ATCC 22711 is the source of this 882-nucleotide messenger RNA. RefSeq lists its product as hypothetical. The coding region runs from base 177 to 674 and encodes 165 amino acids. NCBI's taxonomy places the organism in Eukaryota, Fungi, Ascomycota, Leotiomycetes, Helotiales, Amorphothecaceae. The record is from RefSeq and is a predicted model, not a curated record. The transcript has a single exon.
GGUUUUGCCGUUUAUACAGCUUGUCAACAGCAAAAGAUAUAUUGUCGAGGUAGAUGUAUGGUGCGUUGCGUACAUGUACCAUAACCUUCCCUGUCUCCCCCUGCUCUGGUUACUCCCCGGGGACCUCUCAGCAGCGCUUCAAUCAUCCUGUGUAGACGCAGCUCGGCAAAUUGAGGAUGGUUGACGCUGCAAGCGGAUUCGAUCGAUCCCUCGCAGGCUCGCCCAUGCCUUCGCCUUGGUGGCUUGCCUGUUUGCCGAAAGACUACCGGCCAACAAGUGACUUGUCCUUACGCGACCAACCCGCCCGAGGUUGUGGUUGUUAUCACCGUUUCUCCAAAUCCUGGGCGGUCUAUUCCGGGCAUAGAUCCCGGUUACUGAUCCCCUCGGAGGUUUGUUUCAUAGAGCGCGAUUUAGUCCUUCCCUGGACCUUUCCUCCAGUGUCUCGGGACCGCUACUUACCAGAGACGCAGGCGGCGGCCGUGAUGAUGAUGACCGGGGGCGACUACUCGACAUCCCGCACACCUCGGAUAUCGACUACUGCUCGGUCUGAUCAUCAGAGCAGCUUCAUGCGCCGCUUGGCGAGAGAUCUCUUGGACAAGGACCGGAGUUGUAGGAGUCCGCACGAGCGUAGUUUCUUGAGGAGUGCGAUCUCUUUGCUCAUUCGAAUGGGCUGAAUUGCUGCUGGUCACAUUCGGAGAUGUCUCAUACUGCGAAUUGACCAACGCGCCAAAAAGGAGGCUGACGGGCCGUAAAAUCACGCGCCAAACUGCAUCGAUGGUGCUUCUCUGUGUUCCACCACCACCAGACUGCAGAAACGCAUGACCUCUUUUAUGGUGCGCCAAAUUCCAACAAUCUUUGGAUAUACGGGCCGUGAUAUUGAUG